This is a messenger RNA of Sorex araneus (European shrew), 1071 nucleotides long. RefSeq names its product calcium binding protein, spermatid associated 1 (gene CABS1). The record is from RefSeq and is a predicted model, not a curated record. The transcript has a single exon. Gene Ontology annotation, biological process: spermatogenesis. Gene Ontology annotation, molecular function: calcium ion binding. Lineage: Eukaryota; Metazoa; Chordata; Mammalia; Eulipotyphla; Soricidae.
AUGGUGCCACUUUGUCUGAUGACUGAAGAUGGUUUGCCAGAAAUUUAUUCUCAUCCUCCAACAGAAAGCAGUGAAACAACUGAAGCAACCAUUUUCUUUGGAGUUGACAGCACUAUUUCUGUAUCAGAAACAACCAUUGUUUUAAAAGGAGACCAUGUCGAUUUCAUAAAUGACUAUACACAAGAAACCACUUCUUCAACAACUGUAGACAACAAACUUACCUCUAUAAAGGAAAGAGAAAAAUCAGAAGAUAACGUUGAGAACAAUAUUACUAAGUCAUCAACCGAUCUGGAGAAAGAAACUACCACUCUGACAAGCACCACAAAUCCCACGGAUAAUGACUCUAUUAUCGAAAAUAUCAUUCCAGUGAAAAUAGAUAAUAUUGCAUCACCAGAUGCUACUGUCUCUUUAAUAGAUUUUCCCACUGAUUCAGCACAAGAAGAUAUUAUUUUGGAUUCUAUUGAGUCCGAAGAUGAAGAUGUCUUUAAAAGUUCCAAAAUAUCUGGCCUACUAAGUGAAAGCAUUGCCAAUAUUGCUGACUCACUUCACCUUCAAGCUAAAAGGAGUGAACCUGAUAGUACCAAUUAUAAUACUUUGGUUAAAACUAAGAUCGCAACUAAUAAUGUAGUCCAUACCGUUAACACCUCUGCUCCUAAGGCUGAAAUUUCUCCUGCCACUGAUAAAUAUUUCACUACUAUCCCAGACAUAACUUUGCUUGCAGAUGAAAAGAUAACUGAGAUUGAGUUAAUUCUUCCAGAAGAUGUUCCCGAUGAUGUGAUUGAAAUAACUGACUCUGAUGAGGAAAAGUUCAUCACAGUGUUUGAACUCAGUACUUCUGUUGAAAAAGACAAAGAUAACCAUCCAGUGGAUAUCUUACUCACUGAUGAAGCUCACAAUGGAUAAACUUAAUGUCUGGGUUGAGAAAGAUAUUGCCAAAAAGAAGCUAAGAAUUAUUCUGCCUUGUUUGCUAUUAUUGAAUUCAGGUAUAACUUUGUGGUCCCUACAUUAAUAUAUGAAUGUCCUAUCAUGGAAGAGCCAUCUACUACAAGAAACAAUGUGUCUGAAUAUUAA